AUGGCCUUUUACAGAAGCUUCAGCACCGAGUCCAGAUUUGUCUUCCUCACAGUUUUUGCCCUCUGUGUGGCUUUUGUACAUACAGAAACUGUGGCUGAGGCUUCUCCCACGCUACAUAGCGAUAACCAGGGCACGCAGUCCGGAGAUGAUGGAACAGAUGCAGGCCAGGGCGUCACAACUAAAGACCCAACUCAGGAUCUGACACAACCCACCUUCACCAUAGAUUACACUGACAACCUGGACACCGUGAUGACGGAGGAGGAAGGUGUCCUUGGCCCAGGUGCCAUCACAGCCAUUGUCAUCGCUGUGUUCCUUGGCGCCUCUGUUCUCCUUGCCCUCGUCGUUAUCACACUCAGAAAAUUCAUUGCUUCUUAG
This is a messenger RNA of Neoarius graeffei (lesser salmon catfish), 375 nucleotides long. RefSeq names its product secondary ossification center associated regulator of chondrocyte maturation (gene snorc). Gene Ontology annotation, biological process: cartilage development. The coding region runs from base 1 to 375 and encodes 124 amino acids. The record is from RefSeq and is a predicted model, not a curated record. NCBI's taxonomy places the organism in Eukaryota, Metazoa, Chordata, Actinopteri, Siluriformes, Ariidae. The transcript has 3 exons.